AAAAUAUGUCCCAUAACUUGACAAAUGAAGCCAGCAGCUCUACUUCCUCAAAGUUCAAAAUAAUGUUCUUGGGAGAUCAAAGCAUGGGUAAGAUCAGUAUUAUCAACAGGUUCAUCCAUGAUACUUUCGAGGAUGCUUACCAGGCAACUAUUGGCAUAGAUUUUCUCUCAAAACCUGUGUACGUAGAUGACAAAACUAUCAGAUUGCAAUAAUGGAACACUGCGGGACAAGAACGGUUCAAAUUUCUGAUUCCUAGCUAUGUGAAGGAUUCUUCAGUAGCUGUCAUUUGCUACAAUAUCACCAACUCCGAUACUUUCGAGAGUGUGAAACUUGGGUUGAAAAUGCAAGAAGCAUGAGAGGUGAAGAAGUUGUCCUCUUUAUCGCUGGUAACAAAUCUAACCUUGGGGAUCAAAGAGCAGUCUCAGAAGAAGAUGGUAUAAAAACUUGCUAGUGAGUUAGGAACAUGCUUCUAUGAAACUUCUGCAAAAUCUGGGGAAAUGUCAAAACCCUAUUCGAUGAUUUAGCGAAAAGGUUAAUUGGGACUGAUGAAGGAGAUAAAGAUGAGAUGAAAAAGAAAGGAAUUAAAUUAAAAGAUGUAUAGGUUGAUGAAGAUGCUCCUUCAGCGUAAAAUAAUACCGGACAGACACCCAAAUCAAGCUCAAGCAAGAAAACUAAAUGUUGUUAGGUGAGCCAUACUCUUGAGCGGAUAAUUAAUUCAAUGUAGCC
This is a messenger RNA of Moneuplotes crassus, 726 nucleotides long. The record is from the annotation of a GenBank genome assembly. Lineage: Eukaryota; Ciliophora; Spirotrichea; Euplotida; Euplotidae.